AGUGCCCGCUUAUGGCUGCGAAUUGUAAUUCAAUCAAGCUGUGAGUUUUUUUUUUUUAAGUUCGCCGCGCACAAGAACAAAAAACAAAAAAUGGACCUUUCUUGAAUAAGUAUACAACAAAAACAGACGGAACCAUCCAGCCAGCCAAAUGUCAAAACCUCCCCUGCACCGUGACCGUCCAUGGCGCCCUCCUUCCUCGGACCUCCUCUCCGCCACCCGCUUCCACGCGCUCGCAUUUCCCAUGCAUCACCAUCCGCGCUUCGCCUCAGACACCACCGUCUCGCCCCCCUCCCCAUCGCCGCGACGCACCACGCGCGAAAGAAGCUACCAAUUGCUCCCCGGCCGGACGUACGAACAAUGGCGCCGAGCAAGCUCCGCAAGGCGCUGGGAGCGGUCAAGGACAAGACCAGCAUCGGUCUGGCCAAGGUGGGCGGCGGCAGCGGUUUCGCGUCGCCGGAGCUCGAAGUGGCCAUCGUCAAGGCCACCAAGCACGAUGAGAACUUCCCCGCCGACGAGCGCCACAUCCGCGAGAUCGUCUCGCUCACGCGCGACUCCCGCGGGUCCGCCGGCGCCUGCGUGGCCGCGCUGUCGCGCCGUCUCGGGCGCACCAGGAGCUGGGACGUGGCGCUCAAGACGCUGGUGAUCGUGCACCGCCUCCUCGCCGAAGGCGAUCCGGUGUUCGAGCAGGAGCUGUUCUACGCCACGCGGCGGGGCACGCGCAUGCUCAACAUGUCCGACUUCUGCGGCCGCGCUAGCGACGACGACGCGUGGGACUACUCCGCGUUCGUCCGCACCUACGCCGCUUACCUCGACGACCGCCUCGAGCACCGGAUUCAGGCCAGGCAGGGCGGCCCCAACCGCUGCAAGCUGCUCCGCGACGAGCUCUACAUGUCCCCCGGAGACCGCUUCAGCCGCGAGGGUGUUGACGGGAGUAAACGGGAGGACGGGAGUAAACGGGAGGAUGCGCCGGCGGACGCCGACGCAGCCAAGGCGGUGGCGAUCGUGCCGAGGGAGACGCCGACGAGCGAGAUGUCGCUGGAGCAGCUCCUCGCCAAGGUCCAACAACUGCAGCAUCUCCUCGACCGAUUCAUCGCCUGCCGACCCGUAGGCGCGGCGAAGACGAACCGGGUGGUGACGGUGUCUCUGUACCCGAUGGUGAAGGAGAGCGUUCAACUGUACUGCGAGCUCACGGAGGUCAUGGCCGCGCUCAUGGAGCGGUUCCCGGACAUGGAGAGCGCGGACUGCGAGCGCGUGACCGGAGUCUUCUGCGGCCUCGCCAAGCAGAUCGAGGAUCUCGACUCUUUCUACUCGUGGUGCAAGGACGCCUACGUCUGCCGCCAGUCCGACGUGCCGGAGGUGGAGGUCAUCACGCAGGAGAGGCUAGAGCUCAUGGACGAGUUCAUCUGCGACAGGCGCGGCACCGAGUAUGUGCAGAGGCUGCCGCCGCCGUCGCCGGAGCCGUCCAGCCCGGAGCCAGAGGUCGAGGAGUACGACAUGAGCGCCACCAGGGCCCUUCCGGCGCCCGCGGAGCCGCCGGCUGCCGUGGAGCAGGAGCAGGAUGCCAGCGAGACGGCGCAUGCUGAGCCGGAGGCUCCGCUGAUCACAACCGACGUGGUCGACGAGGAGGCGGACUUCUUGAACUUGAAGGCGGACGCCAUGUCCGGGGAAGAGCACGGGCAACAGCUGGCGCUGGCCCUAUUCGAUGGCAACCCGGCCGGAUCGGCGCCGACAUGCGACGUGUUCGACCCCUCAUCGGCCGACUGGGAGACGGCGUUGGUCGAGUCGGCGAGCGCGCUCGCGCACCAGCGCGCGAUGCUAGGGGGCGGGCUCGACAUGAUGGCCCUCGACGGCAUGUACAACCACGCAGCGGCGGCGAACGCGCAGGUGUUCUCCGGCAGCGCGAGCAGCGUGGCCUUGCGGCCGCCCGGAGCGCCCAUGCUGGCACUGCCUGCGCCGCCGGGGAUGUGCAGCGCCGCGCCGGGUGCGGACCCCUUCGCGGCGUCGACGGUGGUGCCGCCGCCGACGUACGUGCAGAUGUCCGACAUGCAGACGAAGCAGCAGCUUCUGACGGAGGAGCAGAUGGUGUGGCAACAAUAUGGCAAGAAUGGCAUGCAAGGGCAGAGACCGCAGCAGUUGAUGCCUCCUGGCGUUUACCAUCGUGCUUCUUAGAUUUCAUGAAAUGUCGUUCAAUUUAUUUAUUUUCAUUAUUGGCGAUGAAUUGGAGAUCAGGUAGUCUAAUGUACAGUGAGUUCUAAAUGAAAACAAAUGUAAAGGUUGCAGUAAACAGCGCGUGUUUGACCUCUCUUAUCUGACCAAAAGUUUACGAAGGCACAAUAUUUUUCACUCUAGCCUACUGGUAGAAAGCAUUGGCAAAGCUUGGACAGUCAUUAUAUCAAAAAGAGGUUUCUUAACAGCUAAAAUCACAUAUGAACAUACAAUACAAUUCUUCAAACAGUUCAGUUCAGUUAUAUAUGACUCAUAUAUCUGCUAAUCUCCCAUGGCAAUAAGCCAAAACCUGACGAAACAGCUGAGAUCAAGUCAGGCACACAAGCUCAUCGAACAAAUCCACAAGCACAUCACUGAAAGUAGUCUAACCUGUCCUGUGAAUUAAGAAUGUGUGGUGUUGAUCUGUUUAUGUGAUACGAACGUCUUGAAGGAAUAGAUGUAAUGGAGUAAUGAUAUUACUAGAAGGAUCAGAGAGACUUACAUGACGCCUUUCUCCACAUACUCACUCCGUCCGGAAUUACUUGGGAAUGACCAUUAUAUACUCUAAUGUUUUAGCAGAAGGAUCCAUUUUUGACACAAGUAUCUCCGUACGAAUGGAGUACUUGAGACCUAAACUAAUUUAUCUCACUCUCACAUAGAGUUUAGAGAUCAAACAUUCAUGAACCCUCGUAAAGCAAACCCAACAUUAUGAAUUAUUCUAAAUGUUCUUAGAUAGGAAGACCGCUAAAAUCAAGUCACAGAAUUAGUGGUUCUGCGAUAAAUCAAAAUUUCCAAUAGAAUGGUCAAUUCAAGGAGGGCGGCGGGUAAAACAUAUCCAUUGGUAAAGAGAAGGAAAUAACACGCACGAACAGUACAAAUCCACAUAGGAAAUAAAUUAUCAGUUCAAAUCCAAAUCGGGAGAAAGAAUCCAUGGGGAUACGAGCAAACGCGGUCUCUCACAUGGGCUGAGGAGGGCCUCUUUGCCAGUUUCUGAUAGGAAGUGUUUAAAAUUUCUUCGUCCAUUUCAUAUGCCACUGUAGGGGCAAUGGAAAAAGCAUAUAUCACCAAGCACCUUUAAGACAUCACGCCCAAGAACAAAAAAAGGCAUAUAUAUCGAAAAAAAAGGAAGAAACAUUGCGUCGACAAGAACAUAAACACGGUAUUGGGCACGAUUACAAUAAUAAUAAUAAUGACGAUGGUUCAAAUACAGUAAAUUGGCAGAAAAUAGAUAGAAGAUGCGACUUAAGCUACUAAGUUGUCAUUAGGUUUAUGGACAACUCGGCAUCUAACAUGGCAGUUAUUACAGAAAGAACUACGGUGGACUGCAGCAUC
Molecule: messenger RNA, 3537 nt
Organism: Aegilops tauschii subsp. strangulata
Lineage: Eukaryota; Viridiplantae; Streptophyta; Magnoliopsida; Poales; Poaceae
Product: putative clathrin assembly protein At1g03050
Biological process (GO): clathrin coat assembly; clathrin-dependent endocytosis; vesicle budding from membrane
Cellular component (GO): clathrin-coated vesicle; clathrin-coated pit
Molecular function (GO): SNARE binding; 1-phosphatidylinositol binding; phosphatidylinositol-4,5-bisphosphate binding
Source: RefSeq, a predicted model, not a curated record